Molecule: messenger RNA, 1599 nt
Organism: Lactuca sativa (garden lettuce)
Lineage: Eukaryota; Viridiplantae; Streptophyta; Magnoliopsida; Asterales; Asteraceae
Molecular function (GO): DNA binding
Source: RefSeq, a predicted model, not a curated record
UUUCUCUUAAAAGAGAGAUUUCAGUUCCCGAACGCCCAGAUUGUUGCAAAACGAAAUCCAAGUCGAAGAGAGAGACAAGAGCGUGAGAGAGAAACACUACCAAGGUUUUUGUUCAAAAAUGGCGAGCAUGGGUCCGAACGAUGAAGUUGUUUCCUUGGAGCUCCCUGCACCUUCUGGCUGGAAGAAGAUGUUUUUGCCAAAGAAAGCUGGAACACCAAAGAAGAAUGAGAUUGUGUUCACUUCACCAACAGGGGAAGAGAUCACAAACAGGAGACAGCUGGAUAAGUACUUAAAAGCCCACCCUGGUGGGCCCAAGGCCUCAGACUUUGACUGGGGAACUGGUGAAACACCAAGGAGGUCUUCAAGAAUCAGUGAGAAGGUCAAGGAAAGUCCACCACUAGCUGAGCCUGUUCCCAAACGCGCCAAAAAGUCUUCUUCUGCUUCAAAGAAGGACAAGAAAGACAAAAAUGCCCCUCAAUCUGAAGAAGAAACUGCAGAUGUUGAAAUGCAGGAAGCAGAGGAAAAGAAAGAAGAGGCUCCUCCUGAAAAGGCUGUAGCGGAAGAUAACGAGAAACAAGAGAAAGACGAAAAUGCCCCUGUGGAGGACAAAGAAAGUGAGACGGACAAGAAUGCCCCUGUGGUUGAAGAGAAGGAAAAAGAUGCCCCCCCUGAAAACUCUGUAGUGGAAGAGGAUGACAAAAGUGCCCCUGAAAUCCCAAUCGUGGAAGAGAAACAAGAGGAGAAAAAUGCACCUGAAAGUGAAAAUCCCAUAGUGGAAGACAAUGAGAAACAAGAGAAGGACAAAAAUGCCCCUGAAGACCCCAUAGUGGAAGAGAAACAAGAAGAGGAGGAGAAAACCGCCCCUGAAAGUGAAAACCCCGUAGUGGAAGAAAAUGAGAAACAAGUGAAGGACAGUAUUGCCCCUGUGGAAACUGAGAAGGAUGAUGAUAAACAUGAGGUAGAAAGUAAGGUUGAUGAGUUGUGUGAAAUUCCAAAAAUGCCCCCAUCCGAGGAAGAACUAAAAGAGAAAGCUGCUGAUGUGAAUGUGAUCGAGGCGAAUGAUAACAACAAUGGAGAAGCCAUGGUUGCAGAAUAUCAAGAUAAGGUUGAGAAUGAUGUUGCAAAAGGAGAAACAAUCCAAGAGAAGGCAGAGGAAGGGCAAAAAGGUAAUUUUGGUAUGAGUGGUGCAGAUAAAGAGAAAGAAACAGCAGCAGUGGAGAACGGUUGUCAUGUGGAUGCUGAGCCAUGGUAAAAGAUAGGGGGCAAAAGGGUAACUUGUGAAGUUUGGUUGUUUCUGUGAGUCUUGACACUUAGAAUGUUGUCUAUCUGUAUGUUGUUUUUUUUUUUUUUUUUUUUUUUUUUUUUUUCUUACAACAGUUGAUAAAAAGACAUUGUGGGUAUGUAUAACGUGGGCAUAGUGUUAGGGGUCGUUAGUCGACUUCAUAUGUUGUCUUUUACAUAUAUCUAUCUAUCUAUUUGUCUAUGUAUGUGAUAGGAUUUGUGACUUUUGGUUGAUGUUGUUGCAUUUAGGGGGAAUUGUAGGUUGCAGGAUGUCAUACUUGUAACAUUAUGUAAUAAGUAAUCCUUCACAUUCCCAUC